AUGAUAGACCUCAAAUACAUAUGGGUACUCAUUUCAAUCAACAGAUACAUUCUCAACACAAUCCAAGAUGAAAAAACUAGAAAAUCUCUAAAAUCAAAAUGCAUCACAAACAUAAAAAUUCAAAACCAACAAUUCUUCGAAUUCUCUCACCAAUCAGUUCUAUCCAAUCUCUACUACGGCAUUGACGCCAUUGAAACUGCAAUUCAAUCACACCAUUCAGAAGAAAGAUCUCUUAACCUAAAAAACUCAGAGCAAAUGCUUCAAGUUCCGGCGAUGCUUGACGAAGACGAUUUCACAGCUUCAAUUCCGAAUCGUUACUUGGUUUGUUGCUCUUACUUUUAUCUCUCGGUUGUUAGGAAGCUUCAGGGGGAUGAGUGGCAGGCUGCGGUGCAUUUUCUUCAAGCGGUUUUGGUGGCGCCGAGGGUUGUUUGGAAUGAAUUUGCGCCGGAGCUUUGUGGAAGUCUUUUUAAGAAGUGUGGGAGUAGAAGUUUGGAGUUUGGCUCUUGUUUGGAUUCUGAGGAAGAGAUUAAUGAAGUGGUUGUUAAGGAGAAGGCGAGGAGAUAUAAAGAGUGUUUGGUGUAUUAUCAGGUUAUGCUUUAUGGAGAGAUUCCAUGGUGGAGCAGUUAUUGUAGCAGUAAUUCUGCAAAUUAUAUGGAUGUAUCAAAUACCAGCUGUGUAUCUUCUACUUCAGUUCAUCAUGAACAAAGAUUGAAAACUUGCAAUACUUAUGAGAAGAUUCACCCAAUGGAUCCUCAAGAUGUGAUGCAAGAAAAGUUGGAUGCAAAAAACAUAAUUAAGCUUGAUUCUAGCAUGUUCACCAGGUCCAUUGAAGAUGUUGCUUUAUCAAUCUCGAAACGGAUAGAAAAAACAAGCAUCGAUUUAAAUUGCCGUGUCGAGGAUUUAUUAAUCGAAGAAGCAUUGCAGCCACUAGAAUUCCAUCUGUUUGAUCAUGCAAGCAGCAGACUUAGGCUCGGCCUGAAAAAUCACGAAGAAAGUUCUAAAAUGAAACUGCAAACAUCAUUAGGAAAAUACGGUGAAGAAUAUAUUGUAAACACUGCAUCGAUUUUUGAGAGUUUGAUUGGUUCGUCAGGAACUAAUUACGGCUCCUUAAAAGAUGUGAUUUUGGAUGAAUUGCUGAUAGUAAUCUCAACUUCCAAAGAGGAAAAGGAACUAAGAGCAUCAGUAUCAAUUCUUACAACAAUAAUUUCAAGGAACAAGUCAAUUAUAGAAGAUGUGAAGAAGAAGGGUUUAAGGUUAUGUGAUUUAGCAAGUGCUCUAAAACAAAAUGUUUAUGAAGCAGCAAUACUAAUCUAUUUGAUAAACCCAUCUCCUAUAGAUAUAAAAACACUGGAACUUCUUCCCAUAUUUGUAGAGAUUGUAUGCACUUCAUCACAAAGUUGUUACAAGAGUAAUAAGCAAGAAGAUAAGCAAGAAGAGUCGCUUCUUAUGACACCUCAUGCAGCAUCAUUGAUGAUCAUUGAAGAACUUUUAACUUCAUUUGACUAUGCUACAAAUAACAUGCAUUUGGAAGCAAUUAGUUCACCUCAUUUUCUCAGUGGACUUCUCGAAGUUGCUAGAAAUGAUAAUCUUGAAGAGUUUUUCUCUUUGACUACCAUUCUUAUAAAAUGCAUGCAGUUUGAUUCACAGUGUAGAAAGUAUGUGUCAAAGUUUACUCCUCUUGCUCCUUUUCUACACCUUCUAGAUGCAGAAAAUAUUCGCACCAAAUGCAUGGCACUUGAGUAUUUUCAUGAAAUUCUAUGCAUACCAAGAUCAUCAGCUAUUAAUCUGCUGCAGCGGAUAAAGAAAGAAAGCAGAAUGGAUAUUAUGCAGAUACUGAUGCAUUGUGCAGACCAAUUACAACCUGGUCACCAGAUUUUAGCUGCUAACAUAAUGAUUCAGUUAGACGCGUUGAACUCAACUGAUAAAAGCUUGUUCAGAGAAGAAGCUGUGCGGAUUCUUCUAAGGGCAUUGACAUCUGAAGAAAGCUCAGAACAGAUAUUAUCUGCUUCCAUUCUAUCAAAUCUUGCUGGUACAUAUGCUUGGACAGGAGAAUCAUAUACAGCUGCAUGGUUUCUAAGAAAAACAGGCUUGAACUCUCCAUAUCACCAAAAUAUGAUAAGAAAUUUCAACUGGUUGGAUCAUAGUCUACAAGAUACAAGCAUAGAUGUUUGGUGCAGCAGAAUCGCCAAAUGUAUCAUAAGUGUUGGAGAUUCCAUUUUCUAUACUUUAGAGAAGGGACUAAGAAGCAAAAUGAAAAAAGUUUCUAGAGACUGCCUUGUAACUCUUUCCUGGCUUGGAUGUCAAAUAUCAAAAAAUCCAGACAGCCUCAGUAAUUCUACAUCUGAGAUUAUACUAAGAAGAGUUGAGCAAUUUCUGCAUCCUGGGAUGGAAUUGGAUGAAAGACUUUUGGCAUGUAUGUGCAUGUUUAAUUAUGCCUCUGGGAAAGGAAAGCAAAAACUAAUGCAUUUCUCAGAAGGAGUAAAAGAGUCAUUAAGAAGGCUUUCAAACAUAACUUGGAUGGCCGAGGAAUUACAUAGGGUAGCUGAUUUCUUGCUUCCAAACACAUCACGUAUUUCUUGUGUUCACACACAAAUCCUUGAGGUUGGUCGCAACUUUAGCAUAUCAGUUUGCUCCCUCAUAUACUACAAGGGACUCCUAUUCAGUGGAUAUUCAGAUGGAUCAAUUAAGGUAUGGGAUAUUAGGGGGCAUUCAGCUAGUCUUGUAUGGGACAUUAAAGAACACAAGAAAUCUGUGACAUGCUUUUCAAUUUAUGAACCGUUAGACGGUCUUUUAAGUGGAUCCACGGAUAAAACCAUAAGGGUGUGGAAAAUGAUCCAAAGAAAUCUUGAAUGUCUAGAAGUAAUAGUCAUGAAGGAACCAAUUCAUCAUUUACGCUCCCAUGGUGAAACAAUUUUCUCAAUUACUGAAAGACAAGGAAUAAAGGUUGUUAACAAAUCAAGAGAGAUAAGAGAUAUUUUCAAAGGUAAGCAUGGGAAGUGCAUGGCAGUGGCACAGGGAAAGUUAUAUACUGGCUGCACGGAUUCAAGCAUACAGGAGUAUAACACAACACACAACAGGGAACUAGAAAUCAAACCACCAACAAGAAGUUGGAGAAAGCAAAGUAAGCCAAUCAAUUCAAUUGUAACAUAUAGAGAUUGGCUCUAUAGUGCAAGUAAGCAUGUUGAAGGAACAACGAUCAAGGAAUGGAAAAAAAGUGGGAAACCCGAGAUUUCAAUCCUUACUGAGAAAGGAGAUAAUGUGGUAGCUAUGGAAGUGGUAGAAGACUUCUUAUACCUAAUCUCUAGCUCAUCAACAAGCAGCAUUCAGAUAUGGUUGAGAGGAGUACCGAAAAAAUUGGGGAGGAUAUCAGCAGGGAGCAAGAUAACAAGCAUCUAUACUGCAAAUGACAUUAUUUUUUGUGGUACUGAGAAGGGACUAAUCAAGGGAUGGAUUCCUCUGUAG
Messenger RNA from Lathyrus sativus (Indian pea), 3462 nucleotides. NCBI's taxonomy places the organism in Eukaryota, Viridiplantae, Streptophyta, Magnoliopsida, Fabales, Fabaceae. The record is from the annotation of a GenBank genome assembly.